CUGUGAAAGGAAAAUGUCAAAAGCUAAAACAUGUUUGAUGUGUAAACAUGGGGGCAGUGUCUUGUUGUUUGGAAAAAGGAUGACACAUUCCCUCUCUUGGGGCUUAUCAGACUGUCUCUUCUUUCGCUAGAUGGUUUUCUAUUUCCCUGCAUUGUUUUAUCACAGGGCCUCUCCAAGAUUCACUGUGCUAUUAAAAUUAUAUUUUGUUCCUACAAUGUCUGUGAUGGCCAUGAAGAGUACCUGUUCGAAUCAUUAUAGUUGGCUUGACGUUGCAGGAAUGCUUGGUUUUGGUGUGAGGAAAAGACGGUGCAAGUCAAUAGCAAGAAGACUGACUGUAGGUGUUCUGUUGACCAGUUUCAUGGUGGUAUUGCACUGCUUAUCUACCCCAGCAGUCCAACAAGUCAAUCAACAAAAGGUUACAGUGGCUCUGUCGUGUUCUCACCACUUGUCUCAAACAUGGGUCCACAAUUUGACCAACUACUCUCAAAGCAGAACAAGUCUGUCAGGGGAGUGUGUGCCCACGGUGGACAUCAUGUUCAUGAAGACCCACAAGACUGCCAGCAGCACAUUACUCAACAUCAUCUUCCGCUUUGGUGAGAAGCACGGUUUAAAGUUUGCCUUUCCUAAAGGUCGCAAUGACUUCUUCUACCCAUCCCCUUUCCUUUGCUCCCAGGUCAAAGACUACCAGCCUGGGGUAUGUUUCAACAUCUUAUGUAACCACAUGCGCUUUAAUGGGCAUGAGGUGGCAAAGCUCCUCCCAGCAGACGCUGCCUAUUUCACCAUCCUACGAGACCCGGCGGAGUUGUUUGAGUCAUCCUUCCAUUAUUACAGCCGAGCGAUUCCCUUCACCUGGGGGAUCCACGGGGAUGGCAAACUGGCUGAGUUUCUGCGUGAACCCAUGAACUACUACACCCCAGGGAGCUACAACUCAUUCUACCUCAAGAACCUGCUCUUCUUUGACUUUGGAUUUGAUAACAAUUUAGAGCCGGACCACCCUCUGGUGGAGAGGGGUAUUCAGACCUUGUCCCAACGCUUCCAGCUGGUCCUGAUGGCGGAGCAUUUUGAGGAGUCUCUCAUCCUGCUGAAAGAUACACUCUGCUGGACGAUGGAAGAUAUGCUGUUCUUCAAGCUCAAUGCCCGCAAGGACUCAUCUGUGUCACGACUGACCCCUGAGCUAAGGGCCAAGGCCCGGGAGUGGAACGGGGCCGACUGGAGGCUCUACCAGCACUUUAACGCCACAUUUUGGGCCAAGGUGGAGGCAUACGGGUGGACACGGAUGGAGCAGGAAGUGAAGGAGCUGAGGAGGAGGAAUGCAGAAAUGGCUGCCAUGUGCAUUGAGGGUGGGGGAGCAGUGGAGGCUGGGCUGAUUCGGGACACAGAUCUGCUUCCCUGGCAGCCAGUUGGCGAGAACUCCAUCCUGGGUUACAAUUUAAGGAAAAACAUUGACCCCAAAUACAGGGAACUCUGUCGGAAAAUGCUCACACCUGAAAUACAGUACCUAUCAGAGCUAGGGGUCAACUUGUGGCUCACAAGAUUAUGGGGUUGGUUGAAGGAUACUAUAUUCUAGCUUCAAACUAAUUUAUGGGAACAAUUUGGAUUAAUCCUUAAGAGUAUAAGCUGGGGCGGUGGGGGGGUGCUACUAGUAUAAUAUAUGGAAUAGUUUUUUAUGGUCAUACCAAGGAUCAUUUAGCUAUUUGAUUUUAAAUUGUAGAACCCCUUUGGCCUUAAUGCUAUUAGCCCAUAGAAACACAUUGAAUGACAGAUUCAUACAUGGAAAAACAGAUAGUUAAAAAUAAAUCAUAAGGAAGUUUGUUUUAAAGUGUUUGUCCUAUGUCUGUCCUAUAUCAUCAGUGGAGGCUGCUGAUACCAAACACAUGUGAGACUCACAUGUUUGGUACCAAGCACAUCAAACACGUGGUUUCCCUGUGUUUGAUACCAUUCUAUUGACCUCCUUCCAGCCAUUAUUAUGAGCUGUCCUCCCCUCAGCAGCCUCCACUGACUUCCAUACAUUUUUUUCAACUGCUACCGGGCUACCUUCAGACGAGUCCUGUGAGGCUUGUGGGCAUCCUAGAGCAAAACAACAUGUACGUGUUUGUGAGUCUC
Salmo salar (Atlantic salmon) is the source of this 2103-nucleotide messenger RNA. Its product is annotated as galactosylceramide sulfotransferase. Gene Ontology annotation, molecular function: galactosylceramide sulfotransferase activity. Gene Ontology annotation, biological process: myelination; galactosylceramide biosynthetic process. The record is from RefSeq and is a predicted model, not a curated record. NCBI's taxonomy places the organism in Eukaryota, Metazoa, Chordata, Actinopteri, Salmoniformes, Salmonidae. Gene Ontology annotation, cellular component: membrane.